Entamoeba invadens IP1 is the source of this 1413-nucleotide messenger RNA. Its product is annotated as meiotic coiled-coil protein, putative. The transcript is spliced from 4 exons. Gene Ontology annotation, biological process: post-transcriptional regulation of gene expression. Lineage: Eukaryota; Evosea; Mastigamoebida; Endamoebidae. Bases 1 to 1413 code for a protein of 470 amino acids. Gene Ontology annotation, cellular component: cytoplasm. The record is from RefSeq and is a predicted model, not a curated record. Gene Ontology annotation, molecular function: metal ion binding; mRNA binding.
AUGAUCCCAAACAUGUCAGACAACUAUGACACGUUUUCCCAUAUGGGAAGUGACCUCCACACGUUCAACCGUUAUGGUUCUCCGAUCCAUGAUGAAAAAGAAAUUCCAGACUUCAUCACACAACUUUUAGACGAACAGCCCGACCCAGACCCACAGCCCAGGGUCUCGUUCACAGCUCCACAAACCCCAAAUCCCCAACUUUUUCAAGGAGAGUUGGAGCCGAGAACCGAGCCUAUUACCCCUUUCAAACAACUUUCAUGCAAUUUUAUCCCAAAGCAACGGAUCUGUAAAUUUUAUCAAACUGGAAAUUGUCGCUAUGGGGAAAACUGCAAGUUUCUCCACGUCAAGAGUACAGAACCCUUUGAAAAGUUUUCGAAGAGUAGUUACCAGCCCUUUUCGAGUUUUCAAACCUUUUCACCACAAAGUUUCCAGAACCCCGAGAAUUUCCCGAAGAUGUGUCGCGACCAAGUCGGGUGUCGUUUUUUACAACAACAACUUGAGGAAGGUAACACAGGUACGUUGGAGUAUAUUUAUCAGCAAAUAGUGCCGUUGCUUGACAGUUUGAUGAUUGACCCGUUUGGCAAUUAUUUGUGUCAAAAGCUCAUUGAGGUUGUCAAACCCGACCAACGAGUCGAGAUCAUCGAGGAAAUUGGUGACAAAAUCCACACAAUUUCAAGGAAUAUAUAUGGCACUCGUUCCGUCCAAAAACUCAUCAACUCAGCUUCAAGUAAAAAUGAAGUCAAUCUCAUUAGAAAAUACUUGGAACCUUACGUCAUCAAUCUCAUUUUUGAUAUCAACGGAAAUCACGUCAUUCAAGAAUGUCUCAAAGUAUUUGACAAACCCGAAAAUUCGUUUAUUUUUGAUGCGAUUUUGGAAAACGGAAAUUUAGUCCGCGUUUCCAGUCACAAACACGGGUGUUGUGUUGUGCAAAGAUGUAUAGACAAUGGGAAUGAAGAGCAACUUUCGAGUUUAGUAAAUGAUAUAGUAAAAUAUAGUUUAGCACUCGUUAAAGAUGCGUUUGGGAAUUAUGUUGUUCAAUACGUUUUGGGGAUCGAAGGCGUUUCGGUUCGCGUCACAAAUUGCAUCAUUGAAAAUCUCAUAGAACUUUCCAUGCAGAAAUUUUCGUCGAAUGUUAUUGAAAAACUUGUUGCCACUGGAAAUUGUAAAGUCAAGGAAAUCAUUUUCGAACAAUUUUUGAAAUUCAAAGAUGUUGCCAUUUUACUCCAAGACUCAUUUGCUAAUUAUGUUAUACAAACAUGCCUUGACAAAUCUUGGGGAGAAUAUAAGUUACGACUUUCUAACUGGAUUAUUCCACAUGUGGGCAUUAUCAAAAAUACCCCAUAUUAUAAAAAGAUCCAGGGGAAGCUUGUGGGCGUUGGGAAUACCCGCGUUCUUUCCAACUCUGUAAAUUAA